Messenger RNA from Paramecium pentaurelia, 371 nucleotides. Lineage: Eukaryota; Ciliophora; Oligohymenophorea; Peniculida; Parameciidae. The record is from the annotation of a GenBank genome assembly.
AUGAAAAAAGCCUGCAAAUUUAAAAAGAAGAAUUUAGAAGUUUGCUGCCCUUACAAUCCUAAUCAUUUAAUGCCCUUUAGUCAAUUAUGGUUUCAUUUAUCAUCUGGCUGUGAAGACAAAUAAAAGUUUGGUUAAUAAUCUGUCUUAAUUUAGGUCAUCUGUAUAAGAUAUGUCCUUAUAAUUCAUUGCAUAUUUUAUAAAAGGAACACUAUGAUGAUCACAUUAAGAACUGCCAAAAAAAGAUAGAUGUAGAUGAUGAUCUAUUGAAACAGAUGAGUACUGUAGCUUAGGUAUAAUUUGAUGAGGAAAAUUAAUUUCAGGAUUAAUUUAAAUCUAGAAAUUGCAAUAAUAAAUAUAAGAAAUAUUAUUGA